GAAGAGAGGAAAGGAAGGUGUUGAAUCAUCGGCAAGAAAGAGAAGCUUCCAUAGUAGAGUCUACCAGUGAUCGACCGUCUUGACAAUUGACAGCAUCGACUACGGUCUGCAUACUACACUACACCUGUGCUCGAACGAGUCCAAACGAAACGAAACGAAACGGAACGAGUGAAGAAGAGAGUAGCAGAAGAGCAGCGGGCUGAUUGGGAGGGGAAGGAGAGCAACCCCCUUUUCUUCUCCUUCCACGAGGAAUUACCAAAAGGCAAAAUGGUGGCGCGGUACAACGCAGACGUGUGAUGUGCAGGCAGAUAUCAGCUCGCAUCGCUUUCGUAUCAGGGAGGUGCGAGAUACGCGAGCGUAACCUGCGUGACCUGCGUGACCUGCGUGAGCACGCAGUAUGGGCGACCCGAAGAGUCAGCACGGCGCGCAAGAGAUGAAAGGGUGGCUUUUCAAAUGGACCAACUACCUGAAAGGUUACCAACGGAGAUGGUUCGUCCUGUCAAACGGCCUCCUGUCGUAUUACAGGGCUGAACCAACAGGGGGGCCAAAGAUAUCAUCGCGACGCAAGCGGAGAGCUGGCAGAGCCUCCGAAAAUCCCGCGGAGAUGUCUCACACUUGCCGCGGGACGAUUUCCUUACACGGGGCCUUAAUACACACGGUGGACGCCUGCACCUUCGUCGUGAGCAACGGCGGCACGCAGACCUUCCACAUCAAGGCGUCAACCGAGGUAGAGCGGCAGCAAUGGGUCACGGCUCUCGAGCUAGCAAAAGCCAAGGCUAUCCAAGCGAUGGAAUCUGAAGAAGAGGAGGAGGAAUAUCAAGAUAACGACAAUCAAAACGUAGAAACUGCGUCUGUGAUUAAGGAUCUAACGCGACGAUUGGAUGAUCUACAAGCGUGCAAUGAUUUGAUGCUUAAGCAGGGAUCUGGACUCCAACGAGCUUUAUCCGAUUUGGAAAUGAUAGAGCCUCCGUCCCCCGAAUUAGCAGCGAAAUUCAAGAUCGUCAGCGAACGAACCACACUUUUCCGAAUUGCGGCGAAUGCUAUGAUUAGUACGAGCAGCGAUUACUUGCAACUAGCCCAACAACAAGAGCCUAAGUGGAAAAAGAUGCUGCAGCACGAGCGUGAUCAGAAAGUACGGAUAGAGAAAAUGGUCGAGCAGUUAGCUAGGCAACAUUCCCACCUGGAGGAAGCCGCGCAACAUGCGAUUCCUUCAGCGACGCCUGCGGGAGGACACAGACCUUCACAUCCCGCAAUUACAACGUCACCGUCGGAGGAUGAAGAGGAUAACGCUGAAUUUUACGACGCCCAAGAAUCAGACACUUUCACACUAACUGUACCCAUCGCCACGAGCAAUUCCAUUUCUCAUGCGAGAGAUCGCACCGAUUCCCAAGGUAGCGACGAUGGCUCUAGUUCAGAGGGAGAUCCAACGCCCUUGCCUGUCUCUGAUUCCACUGGAACCGAUUCCUUCCUUAUUGUGACCGAUUCCACUGCUGCGCAGACUCUCUCGGCUGUUAGAAUCACCAACGAUCUGGAUAUUGCAAGCUGGCGAUCCAAUAAUGACAGCAGCAGCACCGGGAUGACCACCAUUUCAAAACGGAAACGAAGGACCAGGGUACCUGACAAACCAAACUAUCCUUUGAACCUAUGGAGUAUAAUGAAAAACUGCAUUGGCAAAGAUUUGUCCAACAUUCACAGUAUGCUUCAACGAUUAACAGAAGACUAUGAAUACGCGGAUAUUCUUGAUAGGGCUGCAGAAUGUACAGAUAGUUAUGAACAGAUGGCUUUUGUAGCCGCGUUCACUGUGUCUAGUUACGCUACAACCGCCGCUAGAACGGGAAAGCCUUUUAAUCCUCUUUUGGGUGAAACUUACGAAUGCGAUCGUACGGAUGAUCUUGGAUGGCGCGCGAUUUCAGAGCAAGUGUCUCAUCAUCCGCCUAUGCUAGCUCAACAUUGCGAAGGAAAGAAAUGGCGAUGUUGGCAAGAGUUUACAAUGGCUUCUAAAUUUCGUGGAAAAUAUUUGCAGGUGAUUCCUUUGGGUACUGCUCAUUUAGAAUUUAAUAUUGGCCAGCAUCAUUACACAUGGCGAAAAGUCACUACUACGGUACAUAAUAUUAUAGUCGGAAGAUUGUGGGUCGAUCAGAGUGGCGAUAUGGAUAUUGUAAAUCAUAAGGAAGGUAUCAAGUGCCAUUUAAAGUACAUACCGUACUCGUACUUCUCGCGAGACAGUCAGCGCAAGGUGAAGGGCAUAGUCAUGAAUUCCAACAAGGAAGUCAAGUGGGUAGUGCAAGGUACAUGGGAUUCAAAGAUCGAAAUAGCACCGGUAAUCAGCACGUCUGGCACACCCGAUAAUCCAGUUUAUAAAACAGGCCCUUAUAUAUUAGCUUGGAAACGACGUAUGCCUACCGAAGACUCUGAGAAAUAUUAUUCAUUCACGGAACUAGCGUGUCAAUUGAACGAACCAGAAGAAGGUAUAGCUCCAACAGAUUCUCGAUUGAGGCCUGAUCAGCGGUUAAUGGAGGAUGGACGGUGGGACGAAGCCAAUGCAGAAAAAUUGCGUUUAGAAGAAAAACAAAGAGCUACUAGACGAGCUCGCGAGCAUGAUUGCGAAAAGGCUACAGCACAAGGAUUAUCUUAUGAGACAUAUGAACCUUUAUGGUUUAGAAAGAAGCAGGAUCCAUACACGGAUAGCCGUUGUUUUGUUUAUAACGGCGAAUAUUGGGAUCAUAAAAGCAGAGGUGACUGGUCACGAUGUCCAAACAUAUUUUAGUUCGUUGUAUAGAUAGAUUCGAUUGCAAUAACUGUGUCACAUACAGUGCGUGAAGAAGUUUUGGAUCGUUUAAAAGUGACGAUAGCCGAGAUUAAAAGUCGUGAUUGCUCGUGGUCGAGAUUUAAAUGCUUAUGAAAUAACGUUGACGUGAUAAUGGGAUUGUUACGGGAUGUGGUUUAGCAAUUAAUUCUUCCAAUGAAGUGGACGAAACUUGUUGGCAACUCUGACAUAUGCAAUUUGUACUUGCAUGUCAUCGCCUUCGCUAUUCUUUUCUACCUCUCUCCCUUUCUUUCUCCCCUUUUUCUUCCCUGUCUUUCCUUUUGUCUCUUUUUUCGAAGCUAAUAUCUAAUCCCCUCAACAUGAUAUUUUAUUAAUGCGCACUUGCUAUUUUUUUUUAAGAUUUUGUGCUGAAUUAAUGAGUAGCCAAUCUUGAAUUUUUGCGUUUAUUACAUUAGCUAUACGUAGGAAUUCGUAAAAAUAUCGAAGCUCUAGUAAAUCGAGAAUGAAUUCCGAAUAUGUCAUUACUUUAGCCAUCAAGAUUGUAAUAAGACUGUGAGAGGAUAAAAAAAUUUUUGUCAUUGAAGAGGAAGGAUUUCAAAUCAAGUUUUAUUUUAUAAUAUAUUCAGUAUUCUCAAUUUAUGUUUAGGUAAAUAUGAAUCUAAUUUUCUAGAAAGAAUUUGAACUAAACUUUUACCGAAAAAUCGCGAUCGAUGUGCUAUUAUGUGUGUAUAUGCAAAAUUCCUGUGUGUAUUUCAUUAUUUUUAAUCUAUCGUAAUCCAUCGUUGAAAGUAUUUGUAUAAAUACAGAGAAAGAUGUGCAACGAAAAUUAGAAUCGAGUCAAUACACUCGAUUUGAAUUAAUAUAAAACAAGAUACGAUGA
Acromyrmex echinatior (Panamanian leafcutter ant) is the source of this 3647-nucleotide messenger RNA. It is a transcript of the gene Osbp, whose product is annotated as oxysterol binding protein. Gene Ontology annotation, cellular component: perinuclear endoplasmic reticulum; plasma membrane; cytosol. Lineage: Eukaryota; Metazoa; Arthropoda; Insecta; Hymenoptera; Formicidae. Gene Ontology annotation, molecular function: sterol binding. The record is from RefSeq and is a predicted model, not a curated record.